Molecule: messenger RNA, 9584 nt
Organism: Condylostylus longicornis
Lineage: Eukaryota; Metazoa; Arthropoda; Insecta; Diptera; Dolichopodidae
Gene: nsl1
Exons: 12
Coding region: 1400-6631 (1743 amino acids)
Cellular component (GO): NSL complex
Molecular function (GO): histone acetyltransferase binding
Source: RefSeq, a predicted model, not a curated record
AGAAUUUUUUUUUGUUCUAGUAGUGUACCAAGCUAAAUGUGAUAAAUUCAAUUUCAGUAAGGCAAGCAACAACUAUACAUGUGAAAAAGUAAAGGAAAAAAUAUCUUUUUUCUAUACUCAUACUUUCAUAUUUUAAUUCGACGACGUGUUUUCUAUUUCUUUUUAAAUUCACACAUCAUGCACAACUACACAAUGUAUUAAAUGCUUUGCAUAUGUCGCUAUUUUUAUGCCGUUUUGCCGUUUUAUAGUAGUAUAAUCGAAAUGAAAUGAAAAUGAAACAAUAAGCGACGACUAGCCGCCAUAUUAUUCAUCAUUGAGUUUCAAGAUUUCAAUGGAUUUAUAAGGAUUGAACAUUUAUUUUUCUUUUUCUCAUUUUUUUGAGCUAAUUUUUGUGUUUUAAAACGUUUUAUAUUUAACUUCAAAACUAUAAAAAAAUGUUUAUUAAUAAAUUUAAAUUUUGAAAAUAUAAUUAUAUUGUGAAUUUGAAUUAAAAUAAAAUAAAAUUGGUGAAGAUUUUUAUGAAUAUUGAAAAAAAAAGGAAAAAAUAAGAAAAAAAAAAUUUUUAUAUAUUGCUUGUGAAAUUGUUCGCUACCCAUAUAUUUAGAGAAGAAAAAAGCAAAAAAAAAAAAAAACGCGAGUGCUUCAAAAGUGGAAAUUUUAAAUAUACAUACAUCUAUGCAUACAUAUAUGAAUAAGUAUAUGUAUAUAUUUAAUAAUCGAAAUAUAUAUGUGUACAUAUAAAAUGUAUGUAUUAUGUGUAUAUGAUAGAGUUGUGCAUUUAAGUUGAAACAAAAAAAAAAGAAUAUAUAAUUCUCGUAAUUAUUACAUUAUUUGUAAAAAUAGAAAGAAAUUAAAAUUAUAUUUCGAAAAAGUGAAUAUAAAAUAAGAAAAAAUAUAAAGAAUUUAAUUUUUUUUUUUUCAUAAAAAAAGAAAUUAUUUUAGUUUUCAUUUUAAAAAAAAAUUUGGAAAAAAAAUUACUCGAAAAAUAAAAUUUUGGAAUUCGGAGUUCAUUUUUAUUUUUUUGGAUUACAUGGAUUUACAAUUUCUUAAUUUUUAAAUAAAUAGUUAGGUCUCGAACUUGAAAUAAAUAAUCUUUUCUCUAAGUAUUAAUAAAAUAAUUUAUAUAAGGAAAUUAUACAUAACAUAAUACAAGAAUUUAAAUCAACAUAAAUCAUUUGGGUAUAAAUAUUUUUAUGUAGCUACCAAUAUUUAUAAUGAUUUUACAAAAAAAUAUAAAAUAGUUACCACAAUAACCAAUGAUUACACAAAAACAUUAAAACAAAUCCUCUGUCUAUUGCAAAAAUAUAAAAAAAAAUUUAAAAGAAAAAAAAUUUUCCAAAAACAAAAUAUAUGAUUUAAAAAUUGUUGAUAUACCAAUGUAUCAAUUCCAAAUGGCACUAUGGCACCAGCUCUUACUGAGCCUUUAAGUCCGAAUAAUACUUUAACAACUUCAACAUCAUCGGCAUCGCCACGACCAAGUAUUUCGAAAACAUCGACAAAUAGUCUUUUAAAAAAUAACAAUCACAAUAUUAAAAACGGAAAUACUGUUAAUAAUAAAAAUAAUAAGCCAAGUUCAUCACAAUCUACAUCUGGUUCUACAACUGAUACAUUAUUAAACGGACACAAUAACAAUACUAACACAUCACAUAAGAACUUUGGUAUUACUGAGAAUAGCAACACCAGUUACAAUAAUAUUAGUAAUAAUAAUUUACAAAAAAAUAAUUUAUUUCGUCGUAGUCUAACAUCAACUUGUGCAUUUCAAUCAGCAUUUGAAGAAUCAAUCAUAAAAGCAGGUAUAUCGUUGCCAUCAGAUCAACAACAAAAUAAAAAAAAUAAAAAAGCGAAUACAGUUGUUGUUCAAUCAAUUGUAAUUAAAAGACCUUCAUUUGAAGGUCAAAAACAAGCAAGAUCGAAUUCACCAAACGAGAAUCUUAGAAUAAGAGAUAACACUUUCAAAAUAUAUCCAACUAUCGGAUCAAAAGAAAAUUUGUCGGACAAUUUUUAUAAAAAAGUAAAAACGGAACCCUUGUAUAACCAACAACCUCAUAUUAACAACAAUAAAAUAUCACCGAAAACGAAUAACAAUUUCAACAACAGUAGCAGUAACAGCAAUAAUAACUCGAAUAAUACAGGUAGAUUGACGACGAAUGGCCCGUCAUCGCUGUUGUCGACUUCGUCAAUCGUUUGUAAAUCAAUCGACGCGAAGACAACAUCAGCGACGACAUCAAAACAGAAAUCAAAUAGAACAGAUAAAUUAAUGGGACCGAUGAGCAACACGACAGAAAAAGAUUCGCAAGACUUCGUAAUUAUAUCAAAGGAUAAAAAAUCUACAGCACAACAAUCACAACAACAAAAGAAUAAAAAUAAUUUAGAAGGAUUUAUACCAAUUGAUAAAGAUUUUGAAGAAGCUAUUAAUAAUACAUUUAAAAUUAAUUGCAUAAAAAGAGACAAUAUUAAACAAGAUCAUCGACCGAAACGUGAAAAAAACGAAAUAAGAACAUUGCUCAGGAUUGAUGAUCUACAGCAGAUGGAUUUACCUAAACAUAACGAUAAUAAUGAAAACAUUGUAAAUAUUAGUGACAAGUCAAUUGAAUUAAGCAGGGAUAAUAUUGAAAGUGAAGCUGAUGGCAAUUUUUUAAGUAAUAAGAGAAUAGUUGAACUUGAUGUUGAUUCUUGUGGAAACAUUAUAAGUGGUAGUACUCGUUUUGAUAAAGAUGUUGAAGAUAGCGUUAUUAUUGAAUGUGAUAGUCGGAAUCAGCAGUCAGAUAUUGAAUUUUCACAACAAGAAAUUCGUUCAACCGGAACAACUGACACAACAGUUUCAGCAUCAGAAGGAGAAAAUAAUUUUUUAGACGAAAACUUUCAAGAUUCAUCUCAAACAAUAUGUCAUAGACAAGAAAGCACCCCAAAUAGAUUAUCAAAUCUUCGUUCACCACCAAAAACACCCGCAUCGUCUAGUCAACAUCUAUCACAAAUUAUUGGGACAGUAACUUCAAGUAUUUUAACCCCACAAAGUAUUGGUUUAAAUUCAUCAGCAAUGGGUUUACAAAAAGAUUUUAAAGAUUCUGAAAUUGAUGAUCAAGUUAUUAGUGAUAUGGAUUUGUUGCAAGUAUUAAAAGGUUUAGAUCCAACAACAGGUGGUGAUAAUCUAUGCGAUUUAGCUGGUAAUUUAGGUCUAUUUAAUGAUGUUGAUGUUAUGAAUUAUGAAGAAAUUGUUGUACCAAAUUUAAAAGAAUCUGAUACUACAUUAGAUGCUAGAAGUAGUAUAGAAAAAUGUCAUCAACAAAUGGAACGCAAAUGUGAACAUUUAUUACGUAGAUUACGCAAACUACAAUCACGUUAUAUGGCAAAACAUAUUAGUCAAGAAAUAAGCGGUUUGUUUGAAUGGACAAAUCGUUUGGUUCGUAGAAAAGAUCAGCAUGAACAAAUACCAUGUUUGACAUAUGAAGAAGAUAAGCAUCGUCCAGUGUCAGCGACAGCAAUGAGAACUCUUUUACGAAGAAUUGAUUCAGUUGCCAAAGAACAGCAUUCAAAUCCAUCAGAUUUGUCAUCGCAACCAUUGAAAAAAUAUAAAUGUAGUAGUAGAUCAACAUCAUCAUCCUUAAUAAACUCAAAUUUAUUGGGCCGCGAACAUCAAGAUAAAAAGGGAUCUUCUACUUCAAAUAUAAAUACAUCAAAUGUAUCGACAACAAUUAUAAAAUCGUUUGAUGCGAAAACAGCUGAAGAGAUUGGAUAUGUUUCAGGUUUAUUACAUUCAGAGGUACAUCAAACUCAAUAUGCUUUUGAUUCAGAUGCCACAGCUUCAUCGUCUGGUGGAGAAUCAGCUGAUGAAAUGGUCCCUUGUAAUAAUCAAUCACAACAACCAUUAUCAAUAUCAAAACGAGCAGGUUGGAAAUGGGCACGUGACAGAGCUGCAAUAGCAUCGCGUUGGACAUGGUUGUGCACCCAAAUAUCUGAUUUAGAAUAUAGAAUACGUCAACAUAAUGAAUUGUAUCAACAAAUUAGAAAAAAUAAGGGGGUGGUACAGUUUGAGAUUCCAAAUGUGAAAUAUUCAAAUGAAAAACAAAAAAAUGAUACAGUUAUAGCAAAAAACAUUACAGAUAAAAAAUUAAAAGUUGAUAAUUCCGAAAAUGGAACUACAAUAAUGUUAAAUAGUGAUAACAUAACAAUUAAUUCCAAGAAUAAUGUGAAUGGUUAUAGAGGCAUAAUAGGGAGUGUGAAUAAUACCAAUCAUCAUAUUGAAAAUAAACGUAAUAAUAAUAAUAAUAAUAAUAAUAAUAAUAUUAGCAGUAGUAAUGAUAAUAACAACAACAGUAAUAGUAGUAAUGAUAACUUCAAUAAUAAUAUAAAAAAUAUUAAACAAAAUAAUGUACAUCAAAUUGAUGAAAGUGGAAAUGCUUCUGUAAUAACAGAGGAUGAAGAGGAUGAAAUAUUUGGAGCGUGUAGAACUCGACCUUUUCAAAGAUCUGGUUUUAGAAAACGAAAAUUGUUACAGACAGCUAAUGUACAUACUGUGUCCAAAAAGGCUGCUAGACCCAGCUUUCAUUGCAGUACUGUUAAAUGCGGGUGUCAAUGGCCAUUUAAUCCAUGUGCUUUAUGUACUGGAAGACCUGAUCCAACAGCACCAAGAGACUUACCUGAUACAAUGAUGCUAGCCGAAAGGAUCGCAUUGUUAGAUCCCGGUUUUCAUCCAGUUUUAAGUUUUGCUGAGGAUGUUCCCACAAGUAUUCAUGUAGAGGCCAUACUUCAAAUGCCCGAAUGGCAGAAUAAGUUAAUACGUAGUGUCUCCAAAAAUUCAAAAUCAUUAAGUCGGAAAGCUGGUGAUCAUUCUCAUGGAGGUCAUAAUAAAAGUAGUGGAAAUAUAAAUUCUAAAAGAUCGUAUAAUAAAAGUAAUCAAAAAUACCGAAAAGAUUCUUCUACAACACCAUCUACCAACAAAAUAAAAAAAAGUCGAAAAAAUCACGAUUACCCUUCCGGAUUUUCACACCAUUCGGGAACAGUACAAUCCCAGCAAAAUUCUUCAAACUCAUCAAUAAAAAAUAAGCAUCGUAAACCUUCUUCAGGCACAAUGGUAUCAUCUUCAUUGUCAUUAAAUUCAACUACAUUUGCAUCAAGCAAUACUGCAUUGAGUUCAUCUGGAAAUCGAGCUAAUUCAAGUUUUUCCGCAUUAAAUUCUAAUACAACAAGUUCUAUUAAUGGGUUUCAAAGUGCUUUCGCUGAAUCUCUAAUAAAUAGUUUCCAAUGCGAUAAUUUAGAUGGUUCUACAAAUGGCGUGUUACCAAGAAGCAAGAAUACAUCUCCAACGCCUCUUAGUGGAGUAAACCAUAAACACGAAAGGCCAUUAGAAAGGAAAAAUCGCAACUCUUAUGAUAUAGAUAACAUUGUAAUUCCUUACAGUGUGGCUGCAUCGACACGAGUUGAACUUUUACCCUAUAAGGAAAUUCCCACACCGAAGUGGCGUGUAAUAGAUGAAGAUGCUGAAAAAACAGAAAAUGACUUAGGAAAUGAUAUUGAAAACAAUUUAGAUGUAUCAAAAAAUAAAAUGAUUGAUUUAUUAGAAAACAAAUAUGAUUCUAAUGCGGAUAUUGAACUUGAAUCAAUUACCAGAGCUGUUUUCAAAGAUAAUGAAUUAAAAAAUGCUUUAGAAUCGCAAGAUGAUUUGGAUCAAGAUGAUUUCUCAUUUAACAUCAACGAACUUGAUGAAGACAUUUCGAUCGAGGCCAUUCAAAGUCGUCAUGAACGUGCCUUACUUGAAGAACGCAGAAAAUUUUCAACUUACUUAAAAUUUCCAUGGAGUACGAGAUCUAGAGCUAAUAGAAGAAUUGACAGCAGAGCAGAAUCAAGUGGAGCAAACACACCAGAUCCGACUUCGCCAGCGCCUCAUACACCAAGUGUAGGAGGCGAUCAGGAGUCAAUACCCUCGCCAGCUGCACCUUCAACUCCAAUGGCUGUUCAAGGAGAAUCGGGUGAUGGAGAUUUAUUAAAUAAUACUUUUGGUCAUCGGCGGGAACGUAAACGAACAGUAUCAUCAAAAAAGGAUAAAGAUGUUUGUAGUACUACUUUUUCGCAUGAUCGAAGAAGUCAAAGCCCUGACUUGAAAGAAAUGAUACCACCAUAUGAGCCAUUACGCUUUCCAAUUUCUGAUGAUUUGUUUGAAAAAAUGUUACAAUUAAUGCCAAAUCAAAAUGAUAUGGAGGAAAAUAGUAAUUUGGUUAGCGAUAUUUGCGAAACUAACAUCAAUAAUGUUACAAAUAUUUUAGGUAGUUCCAAUACCGAAAACAUUAACAGGAAGAUAAGUGGUAGUAACAAUAGCAGCCGAAAAAAUUCAAUUUCAUUAAAUUUAUCUGAUACAUUUAGUUGUGUUUAUGAAUCCGGUACUUCAACAGAUGUUAAUGAUAUCUAUAGAAAUAAUAAUAAUAAUAGAAAUAGUAUAAAUGAGAAUAGUAUAAACAACAAUAAUAGUAACAAAAAUAUCAGUAAGAAAAAAUCUAUACAAAAAAUGGAAAGUAGUUUUCAUGAAUAUUUUGAUUCAAAUGAUAAAAUUUUUUUAUUACCUGAUGAUAGUGAUACAGAUUCAAUAGAAUCUGGUUUGGAUGAUCCCAAUGAUCCCGAAUGGAAAGAACCAGAGUGAAACUAUCGAAUGAUCUUUAUUGAUUUUUGUUUUUUUUUAGUUCUAUAUUUAAGUUCGAAUUCUAUUCAUUUUUGAAAUAUGAAUAUUAUUCAAUAGACUUACUUUUAAUAUUAAAUAUUUUUGUAUUUAUUAUUAAGAAGCUUUCUUAUAAAAUAUGUUGCUAUCAGAUAAAAUUUAAUACAGUAAAUAUUUUUUAUAAUAUUUAACUAGUUAACAGUCUCUAUUAUUUAAGUUUUUUUUUUUUUUUUGAUUUAAAAACUCAUUUGAUAACUUACAUAAAAUUUGUGAGACAGAAAAAUAUGAAAAUAAAAACGUGUACGUAUGAAAAUUUAACGUUUACUGUAUAUUUUAUUCAUUUCGAGUAAAUUUUUAUUGGAUAUCAUUUUAUGCCGCUUUAGUAAUGUUAAUUUAAUUUUGCGCUCAGCUUUCCAUUCUAUUUUAUUCCAAAUUGAAUAACGUUUUUCGAUUAUUUGAAUUUAAAUAUUAGAUUGCAGAUUUAAUAUAAAAAUAAAGCAAUUACACAGUAUUUGGAGAAUUGGUUUAUGUUCAGAAAUAUUUACGGUUAAUUUUUUAAUUUAACAAGCUCAAUUACUGUGUGUUAUUUUUAUGAUUUUUUGCAAAGUCUCAGAGUUUGGGAAAAAAGCGUCGAGCUAAAUUUGGAAUUAUAUUCAAAUAAUAUUUUUAUAAACCAGGUUAAAAAAUUAAAAAUAACAAAAAAAAUUUAUAAAUACAUAUAUAGUUCGAAAACUAUGUUUAUAUUCUCAGUUAAUCGACAAUUUAAACUCAAAAAAUUCAAUAUAAUUCGUGUAUGAGAAAUAUAUUAAGUAUGAGAAAAUGUAAGAAAGUAAUUUAAAAAUUUAAAAUUCCAUUAAUGGAGUCUAACAUCUUCAUUUGAAUGCUUGGAAAAUCAAGCAAAUUUUUUAAUUGAUGAUGUUUUGCAUUUGUAAUUUAUUGAAUUAAUAUGUACUUCAAAAUUACAAGAAUAAAAUAAAGGUUUACUAUCAAAAAUUUAAAUAAAAUAGGUAUCCAAAAAAAAAGGGUUAUUUUUAAAAGCGCAGUCUGUUAAAGGAAAUUAUAGCUGAAAUUAAAAGUUAAGAUAAAAAUAUGAAUCUAAUUUUAAAAAUACUAUGUAAAUAUGUAAGAAAUGAUUUGUAAAAAAAAGGAAGACAUAACUUUGAAAUAAUAUGUUCGAUAAAUAAGUUUUUAAAUUGAAUAUUAAUUACAUUCAAUAUCGUUAGAAGUAUUUUGUAUUUAUAUUGUUAAUAAAAUCUACAAUUAAAGAUUUAGUUUUUUUUUUAAAUAAAAUUUGAUUUCGCAUAAAUGAUUAACGAAAAUGAAUAUUUUUCGACAAACGUACAAAACUAAUAGUAUGCAAUUUUUAGAUUUUUGGUUUUUUCAUUUUAAUAUAUAAAUUUCCUGAAAGAAUAUUGUAUUAUUCUUAAUUAAAUGUCCUAUAAUAUUCUCAAUUAACAUAAAUUUUUUUAAAUGGAAUAAAAACAAUUUAAAAUUUAAAUUCUUAAAUAUAUAAAAUAUUUCUUAGCAUUUUAUUAUGAUAUAUGAAAUAUAAUAUUUCGUAUUUUUUAUAAUCUCAAGCUGCGUAAGUACCAUAUUUGUGUCCAAAUUUAAAGUUAUUUUAUGUUCAUUUUGAAUUAACUUAAAGAAAUUUAUGCCUACAGAAAUAAUUUUUUCGUUAAUGGUAUAUAUCGUUACAUAAAAAUUAAUAGGUAGUAAAAUAUAAUAAAAGGAAAAAAUUAGGACAGGUUUUGAUUUUUAAUAAACUACGUGUUCGCAUUUUUAAAUUAAAAGUUAAAUAACUUUAAAAUCAAAAAUGUGAGUCUACAAAAACAGUAAAUUUUAUAUUUGUAGAAAAAAGUUAAUGUAGUAAUAAAACUAAAAAUGACAAAUUUGUUACUAAGCAAUUUGCAAAUUAAUUAUUAAGUUGGAACCAAAUUAUUUGAAAUUUUUCUAUUUAAAUUUAAUAUUUAAAUUCUUCCAAAUCAACUUAAAUAACACGGUGGUAUAAACGUAGCGACUUUAAAGUUAUUAGUGUAUUUAUUUCAAAUGUUAUAAUACGAAAUUUUAAAAAUUUUUAUUUAAAAAUUCUUAAUUCUAACGAUUUAUUUGAAUAAUGAAAUACCAUAAGUAAUUAUAAAAACUAUGUCACAAUAUCUAUUUGUUUUUGUUUUUAUAUAUUUAUAUAUAAGUGGUUUAUACUUACAAAAAUUAUUAUAAUAUCUUGAUUUAAAAAAAUAUCUUAAACCAUUUUGUAAAUAAUUAAUUUUAACUUAAAUAUUCGAUUAAAAUAUAAUAUUUUAAACAUUAAAGUACCAGUUAUGAAUUUCAAAAAAAAAAAAAAACAAAGAGAAUAUGUAAAAUAAAAAUUUAGUAUAUACAUAUACGUUAUAAUAAAUAAUACAAAUGGUAAAAAAUGUAAAAAAUAAAAAAAAUUUGAAUAAAAUACAAAAUUCCUUUUAUACGAAAAGGAAAAAGCGUAUUAUUACAUAAUUUUCACGAUAUAUAUAUAUAGACCUAUAGAAAUAUUAUAUGAUAUAUAUAAUUAAUUUUUAAUUUCACAAUAAAAGUUACUAAUUUUAAGAGUUUAUACAUUAAAAAUUUUAGUUUUAUUAAAAUUGUCAUGUGUAUAUAUAUAUAUAUAAAACGAAAAAAAAGAAAAACAAAAAUUUUGUUUAUUAAUUACUUAUAGUUUAAAACUUAAAAAAAAAUUAAUGAAAUAAAAAAUAAUAUAAAAUUAAAUAUAAAAUUAAUUUUGUUUUUGAGUUUCUCUAACGUUACAGGUGCUUUGAGUUUAUCAUUGUUUUUUUUUUUACAAAAUUCGUUUCACAUGUAAUAUUUUUUGUAAUGUAAUAAUCGAAUUUUAGUAAAUCACAUUACAAAAGCACUCUAAUACAUAAAAUGUAUACAUAAAGUCUGAUAUUUAAACAUGAAAUUUCAC